AUGGCUUCAGUUCGCCUUGUCGAGGUUGGGCCCCGGGAUGGCUUGCAAAAUACAAAAUCAGUAAUUUCGACGGCUACGAAGAUCGAACUCAUCCGCCGCCUGCGUUCAUGUGGCCUGAAAACAAUCGAGGCGACCUCAUUCGUCUCCCCAAAAUGGGUGCCGCAAUUGGCAGAUGGGGCUCAGGUGAUGUCUGGAAUCGGAGACCUAAUAGACUCAAGCGACGAGUCGUACCCUGUUCUUGUGCCAAAUUUGAAGGGCCUGGAAGCGGCGCUGAAAGCCGGAGCAAGGGAAGUUGCAGUCUUUGUCUCAGCCUCUGAGGGAUUCAGUCGCAGAAACAAUAAUGCAUCCGUAGAUGAGGCCCUGAAAAGGGCGGGGGAGGUAGCUAGGAGGGUGAAAGGAACAAACGUCAAACUUCGAGGAUAUAUCUCCUCUGUGAUUGCCUGUCCAUUCGACGGCCCUACACAUCCAAACCAAGUGCUCAAAGUCACUCAGACACUGCUGGAUAUGGGAUGUUAUGAAAUCAGCCUAGGAGAUACCACUGGAGUUGGAACACCAGCACAGGUUAAGCGCUUAUUGGAAACAAUAUUGGCUUCCGUUCCAGCAUCACAAAUAGCUGGCCAUUUUCACGACACUUAUGGACAGGCUUUAGCAAAUGUCCUCAUAGCCUACCAAAUGGGAAUCCGAGUCUUCGAUUGCAGCAUUGCUGGCUUAGGAGGUUGCCCGUAUGCGCCAGGAGCGAAGGGAAAUCUGGCUACCGAAGACGUCGCAUAUAUGUUUGAAAAGAUGGGCGUCCAAACCGGCGUGAAGCUUGACAUGGUUGCUGAGGUGGGGAGUUGGAUCUCAGGCGAGCUAAAUAUCCCUUCCGCGAGCCGCGCUGGGCCUGCUCUGUUAGCAACGAGGAAUCGUACAGCCCGUGACACGACCGGAAAGAUACCAGCAGGAGUUCCAACUCUGAAGUGGAGCGUGGUCAAGGAUCAUGAGACGUAUUUGGUUGAACGGGCGGGAUCAAAUAUGCGAAUAACGCUUGCCAGGCCGCGGAACGGUAACGCCCUAACCUUGGCAAUGCUGAGCUCAUUGACACAACUCAUCCAAGCAGCUGCUGGUGAUAAGGAGAUACGCUGUAUUAUCAUCACCGCCAAGGGAAAAUACUUCUGCACGGGGAUGGAUAUCAGCCCCAGUGGAGCAACUUCUGCUUCUGACCGUCAAGCCAAAGAGGAUCAGUUCCAUGGUCUCCGUAACCUCUUUGAUGCUAUCGAUAAUGCCCCACAAACAAUAGUUGCUAUGAUCACAGGCCCUUGCCUGGGAGGAGGCGUUGGCUUGGCAAUGGCCUGUGACGUGCGAAUCGCAAUCGAGACUGCCACCUUCACACUGUCAGAAACAAAACUCGGGCUUGUUCCGGCCGUCAUCUCAAAAUAUUUAAUACGCGAAUGGGGGAUACCCCGAAGCCGAGAGGCUAUGCUCACUGCGCGUCCCGUUGGGUGCCAGGAGCUGCUGGAUGCCGGGGUCAUUCACGGAGUAGCGCCAGAUGCUGCAUCGCUGAUCACACUCAUGGAAGAUAAGAUCUUCCGCAUCCAACAAUGUGCUCCCGGCGCAUCUGCCCAAGCCAAAGACCUUGUACGAGUAGGUUGGAAACUCCCCGGUAGCACGAAACAAGAUGCCACGAUCUCGGAUAUCUAUUACCACAUGACACAACCCUCUCAAGAGGCUCAAUAUGGCUUGGCUAGCUUUCGUGCGGGGAACAGGAAUGUGGAUUGGUCAAAGAUGACGCGGACUACCACUAAGCUCUAG
Molecule: messenger RNA, 1788 nt
Organism: Amorphotheca resinae ATCC 22711
Lineage: Eukaryota; Fungi; Ascomycota; Leotiomycetes; Helotiales; Amorphothecaceae
Exons: 3
Coding region: 1-1788 (595 amino acids)
Biological process (GO): L-leucine catabolic process; ketone body biosynthetic process
Molecular function (GO): hydroxymethylglutaryl-CoA lyase activity
Source: RefSeq, a predicted model, not a curated record